AUGAUACUAAUUAGGAGCAUCCUUUUGCUCGCGUUCGCCUUGCUGGCAAGAUGCCAAAUAACAUAUACAGGAUGUCACAAUCAUAGCACGGUUGAGUAUUGCUACGGUCCUGAUGGCGAAGAGACUCCUCUGACUACCUAUUCAACCCCGCCUCCAGCUACACUCACAAGCGCACCAGACUCUAUAUUCAAUGCUGUAACAACUACCGGCAGCGGUCAGACUACUGCUGUUACUAGAUGCGUUUUGCAGGACUCGGAAAUUGUGUGCAUUAAUGGAAAUGGCGAAGAGGUGUUCGUCGAAGCGUCCGCGACGGCAGAGCCUCCAUCCCAGUACACCGGCUGUCACACACAUGGCGAAGAGCAGUUCUGCAUCGCGCCUGACGGCGAGGAAGUCUUGGUACUAUCGCUUGAAGACCAUUCGGAUGAACAUGAGGGACAUGAUGAUGCCGAAGAAGGUGAAGGCGGAGGAGAAAACUGCCACUUCCAUGCUGGCGUCGAGCAUUGUGUUGGCGCGGGCGAGUCAGAGUCAUCUACAGAGUCGAGCCCGACUUGCAACUUACGCAAGCGAGAUUAUGACAUCCCACUCAGAGUGGGAACCCUCUUCGCUGUCCUGGUCACCAGCAGCAUUGGUGUGUUCGGACCCAUCUUUCUCAAUCAGCUCCCAUUUGGAACGGUAGGAGGGAUCGCACUAUUAAUCAUGAAGCAAUUCGGCACAGGCGUCAUUGUUUCCACAGCUUUUGUGCAUCUGUACACUCAUGCAUCCCUGAUGUUCGCAAACGAAUGCCUUGGGCGACUCAGCUACGAAGCUACGACUUCAGCCAUUGUGAUGGCAGGCAUUUUCCUCGCGUUUCUUGUCGAAUACGUUAGUCAUCGUAUUGUACUGCUACGCGCUCAGAGUUCCGAUGGAUCAGCAGCAAGUCAAACGGCCGACAGGGAAACCUCCUCACCAGACAAGACGGCGCCACAGCCAACCUUGGCGACGUUUGCUGAUCACCAUCUCCCAUCAUCUGGUCUCAAUCAAAACACAUACCUCAGUGUUCUGGUCAUGGAAGCCGGCAUCAUCUUUCAUUCCAUUCUGAUUGGACUUACACUCGUCGUCGCAGGGGAUUCAUACUACAUUACGCUGUUCAUCGUCAUUGUAUUUCACCAGUUCUUCGAAGGAAUUGCGUUGGGUUCACGCAUUGCGCUGUUGUCUGGCUCCCGACACCCUAUGAUACACAAACUCUUGAUGGCCACAGCGUUCGCAUUAAUCACACCACUGGGUAUGGCGAUUGGUCUAGGCGUGCUCAAUCAUUUCAACGGCAACGAUCCUUCGACCAUUGUGGCAAUAGGCACACUUGACGCGUUGAGCGCAGGGAUCUUGUUAUGGGUCGGCGUAGUCGAGAUGUGGGCGAGAGAUUGGGUGAUCGCGGGCGGCGAGCUAGUUGAUGCAAGACUCGGCAAAGUGCUUUAUGCUGGCCUGUCGCUGGUGUCCGGAAUGGUGCUGAUGGGCGUUUUGGGUAAAUGGGCGUGA
Molecule: messenger RNA, 1512 nt
Organism: Cladophialophora yegresii CBS 114405
Lineage: Eukaryota; Fungi; Ascomycota; Eurotiomycetes; Chaetothyriales; Herpotrichiellaceae
Exons: 3
Coding region: 1-1512 (503 amino acids)
Biological process (GO): zinc ion transmembrane transport
Cellular component (GO): plasma membrane
Molecular function (GO): zinc ion transmembrane transporter activity
Source: RefSeq, a predicted model, not a curated record